AAUCGCUAGUUUGAUCACGUUCUAAUCCAGUUUUAACCCUUUUUAACAUAAUUUAUUCAAUUGUUACAGCGACUGGCAAGUGUCAUGAUGGUAAACCUCGGCUUCUUCCUUUGCUGUCCCAGAAAGCGCCGUAGAAGUGGCGGCUCCAACUGCUCCGGAGAAGAUCAGUUUGAUGAGAACGGAGCGAUAGUCGAUGAUCAGGCAGGAUACGGAGCCACUGAACCCCAGCCGGUUGAAUUGUACGCGGUGGAUGAGAUCGAUGGGAUCUCUCUCUCCUCGGAUCCCAGUCUAAGAAAGGAAGACAUCACUGAGAACACUGGUGAUGACAAGACUGAACAGUCUAUAGUCCCUGAUCCAGAUGGUUCAGACCCAAACAUUACUGCCGAGGUUUCAGAUCUUGAUAAUAUUUUAGAAACAGAGCAACCUGCAAUUACUAUAACUGAAGUGUCACCACAGACACGGCAAUCUGUUCGAUCAAAGAAAUCGGACGACAGUGGAGUAGCAAGUCUAGAAGGCACGGGCACUUUACUCAAGAAAAAGAAGAAAAAGAAGCAAAAAAUACUCAAGACUUUUCACAUGAGCUUUAGGAAGAAGAAGAAAGAUAAAUCAAGCCCCGCUCCCGGCAAGUUGGAACCAAAGCGAAGAUACAGCCUUUUCGCUAUGUCGACUCACUCCUUAGCUCGAAGUCGAUCUAACUCCAUAGCUACUAGCUUGUCUUCAAACUCCCAGCGUAAAUACAGUUCCGCUCUGAUGCUCGCUUCUUUGGACGAUCUUAGUGACGACAAUAUAUGUAAGGACUGAGUUCUUCAUAGGAUAUAAUGUAGUGACAAUGCGGUAUUUUAGCCGAUACAUAAGCCAAAAGAAGGUUUCACACAUGCUGGCGAGACAAACGGAUAUUAUUGCAUAUCCUAAGGACUGAUCCAAUGAUCUAGGAGAACAUCAUGCACAUCUUCCUGUUCUAACUUUACAGUUGAAAAGUCAUAAUAAUUUGGCUACUCGAGAAGAAGUGCCAUCGAAUUUUGCUUUUCUCAGAUCUAACCGUGAUAAAGUGCCCAAGACUAAUGUGCAUAUGAUAAAGAUGAUAUGUAAUUAGAUACAAUCAAUCUCCUAUCUCCAUUUACGCGCCAUUUAAAAUGGUUUAAGUACAAUUGCUUUAAUGGAGACGACAGAAACUGUGACCCAUACUGCACUUUGAACCUUUUCGUAUGACAUUCAGUGAACACAAUUAUUGUAGUGAACACAACUGCUGUGGACACCUCUGAACACCCGGCAUUAAGGAAAAGCUAUGAAGAAAUCUGAUGUUUCAGAAAGAUUUAUUCCCAAGAAUGAUGAAUUUAUGUAUCGCUGCGUGUAGAUAUUUUCUUAACUUUGCAUGAUAAUAUGUACAUUAUAUUGUCUUUUACUUUUCUUAAGCUGCACAUAAUAUACAUUACAUUAUAUUUCAU
Messenger RNA from Bolinopsis microptera, 1445 nucleotides. RefSeq lists its product as uncharacterized. The coding region runs from base 85 to 801 and encodes 238 amino acids. The record is from RefSeq and is a predicted model, not a curated record. NCBI's taxonomy places the organism in Eukaryota, Metazoa, Ctenophora, Tentaculata, Lobata, Bolinopsidae. The transcript is spliced from 2 exons.